CGGCAUUAUUCGCUUGUGCUCGCGCAGGCUUGUGCGGCCCGUUCUGUGUGCAUCGGCACGGGAUCGUCUUCUUCGCUGUGCGUGCUAACAGCCUUCAUAACUCGGGGGACUAAACAGAGUCCCUUCCCCACUGGCUCUAGGCUACCGCAGUUAGACAGACUAACAAACUCCAGUUAAGGACAACAUUAUACACUGUAAAACCGUUUGUUCCGCUAAAAAUGUACCUGGUUCAGGUGGCAGAAAACGACAGCUACCUAACGUUAGUUGGAAAUCCAGCUAUCUAGAUAUACUGCAUCGCGGGAUUCAUUUCCUGCCUUCGUCGAUUAAAGUGAUAUUAACUGUCACGAUAGAUAGGAAAAGACGAGUACGGAUUCUCGGAUCAUCUCGUUCGGAAUACGGUGUCAACAGUGUAUUCGGUAUGAGGCUUGCUCGGUCAAUCUGCUAACGACAUUUUCCCGUAGAAUUAGCGAGCUAGCUACUGUUGCUUGCUACGUACGGCGUAUAGCUCGUCCGGUUCGGAUGAAACGAACUGGAUAGCGAGACGGCAAACAGUUUAUACUAAACAGCCGGGGUGUGUGGCUGGAUUGUCUAGUUAGCUAAAAUUGCUAUCCGUUCAUGCUGGGGUUUAGGUGCUUUCCAAUUUGCUUGGGCACGGGAAGCCGACAUUUUUCGGUUGUGUAUGUUCCUGUUGUGUUACGGAUUGUUUGUGAAGGAGAAGCCAACGCAAGGAGUCAAUAAACUGCCAAACCCAUUUAAAAUAUCAACGGGACCAUGCGAAUAAAGACUUGGAUUUGAAUCUGCGAUCAUCAGUAUCCCGACCAGAGGGCCAUCGGGCACGUCGCGCUCUGUCGCUGGCUCAAACCCAGGUUGGAAACGCACCUUGGCCUGUGUGACAGAAAACGAGAGUUCCGGGAUUCAUUUCGGGCCUAAAUACUCUGGAUCCGCAGCGAUACACACCCAAAACACGCAGGCAGAAGUCGGACACACCUGCAGUGUACCGCAGGGGCUGAAGACUUGGAAGAGGGCAGUGCUGCACUAUCUGCUGGAUCGACUUCCCCCUGGAUUUAUCCUGCCGUUUCCCCUUCCUGAGAGACGAUCAGCUGGGUGGUUUCCCCAGCCUGAGAGAAGAUCAGCCUGAGCGGAUCAGUCAGGUGGUUUCCCCAGUCUGAGAGGGGAUCAGCCGGGCGGUUUCCCCAGUCUGAGAGGGGAUCAGCCGGGCGGUUUCCCCAGUCUGAGAGAGGAUCAGCCGGGCGGUUUCCCCAGGGCGGUUUGGGGCGGAAGUGGGGGCCAUGGUGGAGACGGUCCCGUGGGAACGCUCAGUCCUGGAGACGGUUAUAUAAACAGCGUGUGCUGAGGGCGCGGCCCUGUCUGCGUGCGGGACGUCCUGAGGGCAAGCUGACGGUUUUACUGCACCAGAGAAGCCUCCUGUCCACACGCCACCCGUCCUGCGUUUCUGCGCCUUUUCAAACCCGUGCUCCCGCUUUUUAAUGCCCAAACAGGCCCGAGCUCAGACUGCGGCUCCACCCUAACCCUGCGGCUCCACCCUAACCCUGCGGCUCCACCCUAACCCUGCGGCUCCACCCUAACCCUGCUGCUCGGGGCUGCAGGACAGAGGCAUCGCGCCCCAGAGUCUGCAAAACAGAACGGGCUCGGUCCCAAGCGCUGGGAGGGUCAGCAGCCGUUUCCUGUCCUGUCACAGUGCAGUCAAGCUCCUGAGUGGAGCUCCUCCUUUCUCUGGGGAAAGUCUGUGCGUCUGUCAGUCACGCUUCUUUUCUGGACAGACCUGUUGGAUCAGUCCCAGUCAGGCCUGCCACUCUGCCUGUGUGCAGGUAUUUAUGACUGUACUGCAACACCUGGAGAGAGAAGUCCCAAACCAGAUGUCUAGUUCUGAAACCUCUCUUAUUCCAAAGAAGACGAUCUCUCCUAAUACCCAAAACAUUUUAUUUUGCUUUCUUUAAGAGAGACAACUAAAACUGAUUGUCCUCUGCCUGUUGGUUUUAGAGACUUUUCCAUAAACGCAGAUCCCUCUGAGAUCGAAAUUGGAGUGGUUUUUCUCCACUGCGUUUGACCUCUGACCCGCUGAGAGUUUGAAAAUGAGGGUUUGUGGUGGCGAAGGCGAAGGUGGGCAGGUUUUGAUUGGUCUUUAAGGGGACUGGGGUGGACUCCGGUCUGUUAGCGAGGAGCGCCGCUGUGCAUCGGGUCUGUGCCCUCGUGCGUCUGUGCCCUCGUGCGUCUGUGCCCUCGUGCGGACUGACAUGCCCGUGCACAUUCACACCUCAGAGGGAAGGUGGAUCUUUAUUUUGUGAUUCGGGCAUUUUCAAGCAUUGCCCGUUAGAUCAGUGCAUUUGUGGAUCAUUACAGACUUUCGAAUUACACCUGCAGAGGUGUCACGAAUGACUUUGUGAAAAGCACAGGUGUAGAGGCGAUGUCAUUACAGGGUAAACGCUCAGAGUAACUGAUCUACUCUUAUACCAAACACCUUAUUUAUUCCAGAAUCACACAAAGAACUUUAGGUGAAUUUGACUUUUUUUUUCUUUUCUUUUUUUUUUUUUACAAACCAAAUGUUUUAUUGCACCAAAUAUAUUUGAUGUAUUGUGAAUUUAACUUCUUAAUUUGCAGCCAUUUUUUUUAUCUGUUAGUGUUUCAAGGGACAAUUAGACAGUGAGGCGUUUAUUACGUGUGAACUCCAGAACCUGCCGCUCCUGCAGAACCUGCGGCUUCAGAACUGCGGCUUCAGUAGAGCUUGUGGUUCUGCAGCUGCUGGUUUGCCUGGGCUGUGCAGUUCCUGCAGGUUCCUCCUGUACCGCAGGUUCUCCGCGUUCUCCAUGUUCUCCGCGUUCUCUCCCAUAUACUAAUAUCUGCUUGGAGAUUUUCAGUAUUGGAUGCCAAAGUCGGAAUGGUUUUCUGGUGUGGCGUUCCUGAUUAAACCUGCUCCAGCUGCUAGACCCCCCCCCUCCAGCUCAGAAAGGUCAGAGUUCAAAGCUCAAAUUUAUAGGAGGAAAAGCCCUUAAAGGAACAGGGCUCACUGAUUAAAAAAGCAAAAACAAAUCCAUCUGGUAUCACAGACUUAGGCCACUCUUCUCCCCAUCUGUCUCUCCUCCCUCCCUCCCUCCCUCCCUCUCUCCUCCCCCUGUCCCCGUUAUGUCUCCCCUCUCACCCUCCCUCCCUCUGAUGCGACGGAGACCUUGUGUCCCCUUCCUCUCUCUCUGACCCUCCUCUUCCUCUCACUGUUAAAUCCUUCCCAAAAAGCCGACCCAGGUACCGAUCCCCCCUCCUCCCCUCCCCCACUCCCCCCCUUCCCUCUGUGAUGCCGGGUGUCAGUAAGAGUGGAGGCCCCGCCUCCUCGCCCCCCUCCUCGUCCCGCCCACUGCGGCCCAGCCGAUACGUCCCCGUCUCCGCGGCAACUGCCUUCCUAGUGGGGUCCACUACACUCUUCUUCUGCUUCACGUGUCCGUGGCUGUCAGACCAGUUCUCUGUGGCCGUUCCUGUGUAUAACGGCGUGGUCUUCCUCUUCGUCCUGGCGAACUUCUGCAUGGCCACCUUCAUGGACCCAGGCAUCUUCCCCCGAGGUAAGCAAGGGCUGCGUCGGGAAGCGGAUGAUUUCCGGCUAACGCUCUAGGUUGUGGAGAUCCGGGGGAUCAGGAUGGAGGAUGAGUGGUGCCCACCUGCUCUAUACCUCAGACCGCCCCGCCCCUCUCUCCUGCAGGACUUUGACCAUCACUGCCCAUGGGUGAAUAACUGCAUCGGCCGCAGGAACUACCGCUACUUCUUCCUGUUCCUGCUGUCGCUGACGGCGCACAUCAUGGCCGUGUUCGGCUUCGGCCUGCUCUUCAUCCUCAACCACACCCAGCAGCUGGACCACGUGCACUCUGCCGUCACGAUGGCUGUGAUGUGUGUGGCUGGCUUGUUCUUCAUCCCUGUAGCAGGACUCACCGGCUUCCACAUCGUCCUGGUGGCUCGCGGGAGGACCACCAACGAACAGGUGACGGGGAAGUUCCGAGGGGGGGUGAACCCCUUCACUAACGGCUGCUGGAGGAACGUCUCCCACGUGCUGUGCAGCUCUCAGGCUCCCAGGUAUCUGGGCAGGGGGAAGAAGGCCCAGUCGGUGCUGGUGCAGCCGCCUUUCCUCAGACCGCAGCUCUCCGACGCCCAGCUGGCUGCCAAAGUGCUGGACAACGGUAUCCAGGGCGACCUGCACAGGUCUAAGAGCAGUCUGGAGAUGAUGGAGAGCCAGUCAGCUGAUGCAGAGCCGCCUCCUCCCCCCAAACCGGAGCUUCGAUAUGGCCUGUCCCGCAGCCCCCUGUCUGUGGGGCACGGCGAGGAGAGCAGUCUGCUGCACAAAGCUCCGCCCACUCCCACCAUGUAUAAGUACAGACCUGCCUACAGCAGCCCGGGCAAGAACCACUCCAACAAGAUGAAUCGGGGGGAGAGUCUGAAGGAGUCUCCAUCUCUCCGACACUCCGGUGGGCCGGGGGGGGCGGGGUCGGGGGUGGGGGCGGGGUUUCGGUCGGAGCCCAGCCUGGACGGGCGCGAGGGCGAUCGGGGCUGCCGGGACAGGGGCGGGGCAGGAGUGGGCGUGGCCAUGCCUGCUUCGGGGAUCCCCGGCUAUUCCCUGGGGGGGCGGUCCUACCCGUCCUUCUCAGACCCCACAGUGCUGUCGGGGGGGGCGUCGCGCUCCUCUAGCGUCCGGUCCGCCCACACGGCCCACAAUGCACCUGGGGCGCUGCACUCGGAUGGCACCACCUCCACCAGCUACAAGAGCCUGGCCAAUCAGACGCCUCGAAACGGCAGCCUAUCGUACGACAGCCUGCUCACCCCCUCCGAGGGCCCGGAGUUUGAGUCGGCCGCCCCAGACCCGCCCCCCCACGCCCACCCCGGCCCGGUGCCCCCCGCGUUGCUAGGCUACAGCUCCCCCUUCCUGUCGGCGCAGAUCGCCCACCAGCGCGAGCCCUCGUCCCCCCACCACGCCUUCCUGCCCCGCCCCACCAGCCCCGCCCACCUCCCGGAGCGGGACUCCCACCGCCCCACCCAGCACCACCCCCGCCCCGCCCGCUUCUCCCGCCCGCCCCUCCUGGCCGACGCCCACCCCUACUCCUACCGAGCGCGCUCCCUGGGAUCGCCGGAGACGGCGGCGCCCGUAGCCCCGCCCCCGGCCCCGCCCGCCCCGCUGGGGAAGUCCCUGUCCUACUCCAGCGCCGCGGCUGCAGAGAUGCAGUACCGCAUGGUGCGCAAGGCGUCGGCCGGGGGCGGGGCAGGGGGCGGGGCCGGGGGCGGGAUCCAGGCCCCAAAGGACGAGAUUCAGAUGAAGUCCUACAGCCGGUCCAAUGGGCAGCCCAAGCCUGCCCCCUCCUCCCCCUCCCACCCAACCAGCCUCUCCACCCGCCCGGGCCCGGCCAAUCAAAGCGCUGCUCCUUCACAGAGUCCCACCCACAAGCCGGGGGGUGGGGUGAAGAAGGUGACGGGCGUCGGAGGGACGACCUAUGAGAUCUCCGUUUGAGUGACAGGCGGCAGCUUCGUCCAAUGGGGGGGGGGGGGGUAGGAUCACAGGCCCCUCCCCCUGCUCUGGUGAAAGGAGCCUUGCAAUUGGAGGAGGGACAUCACAUGGGGAUAUGUGAUUUGAGGAACGCAGAGGGGUGUUCGUCAGUCACGCUGUCACACGGCUUGUUUUUCAUCCCUCCUUCCGAAAGCAAUGGACUCCCCUUCUCUCCAUGGGGUGGAGAUGUACCCCCCCUCCCCUCCCCCCCCAAAAAAAACAUCUGCCUCCACUGCAUUCAGUCAGCACCUGACUUUCCAGGGGACUCAGGUAGCCAAUCACACGCCUUCUAGAGGCAGGACUCUGGCCAGUGGCUGUGAAGGACAAACGGUGAGCUGGCCAGUCACCAGGAAGGCUGCAAACGUGUGAGAGACAGCGCUGACUGAUCUCCCUUUUUAUUUUUAUUAUAAUGGACUCGAGAUGCGUACAUUUGGACAUUAAAGGAGGUUUGAAAGGAGGACAGAACGGCUGACCUGUCCUGAGUCUAAGGAUCAGCUCAGGCUCUGUCUCCAGGACCACAGGAGCUUCAACUACACAGGCCACUGUGAUUGGUCGGGGACCACUGCUGCCCAUUUAACCGACCAAUCAGUAAAUGGGACAUUAAUAUUACUGGCAGGUAUCAGGGCAGAUGAUUGGUUCAUUGUCUGGACUUCACCGGCAGGAGCCGCCUGAUCUCGGACUGGAUUUGGCGAUUGCCUUUGAAUUCCAGGAAAAAAAACAAAGAUUUUGCUUAUUUAAUUUUCUUUUUUAAAUCUUAGUUUGUAUGAAUUUAUAUAGUUACUGAUUUAAAAAAAUGCUCAUGAUUUUAAUGGUGUCAAGUGACACACUGGCUUACAAAAGAUUUCAUACAGCAAAUGUUUGUUCACUUUAAUGGCUAAGCCAGCCGAUCAGACGCAGCUCUCAUAACCAAUGGGGUUUAUUCUCUGCAGCUGAGAACUAGCCUCAUUAAAACAGUCAAAACAUGCAUCGGUUCUUGUGGAGUAAAAUUCUGAAAUAUUCUGUUGAGAGGAUAUGAAAUGCCUGGUGUCUGUUGUAGUUUUAAAUGACUGGAUUUUUUUAUUUUUGUUUUAUUUUUUUAAAUAUUUCAGUCGUCAGUUAAGAGCCAGACCUCCCUCUGGUUGCCUUUGACAAAGCUGGCCUAUCAGGAAUCGGAUUAUGUGUCAUGUGAUUUGGGUCAGUCAGAGAGGACCUUAUGGGCCAUUUCCAAAAAGUUCAUAUCCUGGAGCUUUCCAAGUGGGACGCGAUUAAAAAAUCAUUUUUAAAUUCAAAGUUAUUUUGCAAGUUUGUUGGCUGACGAGGGGCCAGCAUGGAGACUGUUCUGUGCGGCUCUUCGAUUUGAGGACUGUUUGACCAAUCAGAAGCAGAAAAUGGAAACUUUGAAUAAAUGCAUAGCAGCAUACUGCCGAAUGGGAGGGGCUAUAAUGUGACUGACAGCCGGCUAGCCAACCUAAACGGCCAAUGAUGUAGUGAUAUGGGGAGAGGGAAGGCGGGGCCUGAAACAUGGGUGUGUUUAAAAAAAAAAAAAAAAAAAAAGUUUAUUGUAUAGCUCUGCGUGGGAGAGUGUGUGUAUGUGCGUGUGUGUGGCUGAGCAUUGGUCAUAAUAAACCGUUUAUAAAACA
Anguilla rostrata (American eel) is the source of this 7152-nucleotide messenger RNA. It is a transcript of the gene zdhhc5a, whose product is annotated as zinc finger DHHC-type palmitoyltransferase 5a. The transcript has 12 exons. Gene Ontology annotation, biological process: protein palmitoylation. Gene Ontology annotation, molecular function: palmitoyltransferase activity. Lineage: Eukaryota; Metazoa; Chordata; Actinopteri; Anguilliformes; Anguillidae. The record is from RefSeq and is a predicted model, not a curated record.